CGCCAUCCCCACACACUCCCCCUCACUGUCCCAACCCGCGCGUGCGCCCGACUCACCUGCCUCGGGGCUCGCGAGGCGGGCGGGGCACCAGCUGCCCCAGACGCCGCGGUGGCUGCCGGGAUGCGCCACACUGAAUGACCUUUCACCUGCGCCCAGCAGCCUCGGGCUGCACAAGGCGGAAGCCAUGGCGGAGGCAGCGGUAUCCCCGGCGGCUGGCGGGACGGGCUCCAGCUCUGGCUCGGUCUCGGAGCGGGAGCGAGACUGCGCCGGGCGGAGGCUGCGGGUCCUAUCGGGCCAUCUGCGGGGCCGGGCCCCGGCGGCGCUGGUUCUUAGCGAGUGCAGAGGCCGGGCCCCGGCGGCGGCGGCGGCAGCAGUAGCAGCAGCAGCACCACCACCACCACCGGCAGCGCCUCCGCCCGCGGCGCCGGAGUCCAGCUUUAUCCCCAAAAAACGGCAAGAACUUAUGAAAUGGAACGGAUGGGGAUAUAAUGAUUCCAAGUUCAUCUUUAAUAAGAAGGGCCAAAUUGAAUUGACUGGGAAAAGGUACCCUCUUAGUGGCAUGCCUUUGCCAACUUUUAAGGAAUGGUUACAGAAUGUCCUUGGAAUAAGUUUGGAGCACAGAACUACCUCUAAAGCAUCUUUAAAUGCUAGUGAUGUACCUCCUUCUGUUGUAAACGAAGAUUUUCUUGAUGACCUUAAAGAAACUAGCAUUUCAUAUUCACAAGAAGCAGAUGAUAGGGUAUUCAGAGCUCAUGGUCAUUGUCUACAUGAGAUAUUUUUGCUCAGGGAAGGAAUGUUUCAACGAAUUCCUGAUAUAGUAUUAUGGCCAAAGUGUCACGAAGAUGUAGUUAAGAUUGUGAAUUUGGCCUGCAAAUAUAAUCUUUGUAUCAUCCCAAUCGGUGGAGGAACAAGUGUUUCAUCUGGACUGGCGUGUCCUGUAGAUGAGAAAAGAACAAUUGUUUCAUUGGACACUUCACAAAUGAAUCGAAUCCUCUGGGUUGAUGAAAACAAUCUGACUGCUCAUGUAGAAGCUGGUAUAACAGGUCAAGAGCUGGAAAGACAGCUUAAAGAAAGUGGUUAUUGUACGGGUCAUGAACCAGAUUCCCUGGAAUUCAGCACCGUGGGAGGAUGGGUAUCAACUCGAGCAUCAGGCAUGAAAAAAAACAUCUAUGGCAAUAUUGAAGACUUGGUGGUUCAUAUAAAAAUGGUAACACCAAGAGGCAUAAUAGAAAAAAGCUGUCAAGUACCUCGCAUGUCAACGGGCCCUGAUAUCCAUCACUUCAUUCUGGGAUCUGAAGGAACUCUUGGUGUGGUUACAGAAGCUACAAUAAAAAUCAGACCAGUCCCUGAAUACCAAAAGUAUGGCUCAGUAGCCUUCCCUAAUUUUGAACAAGGAGUAGCCUGCUUAAGAGAAAUUGCAAAACAGAGAUGUGCUCCUGCCUCCAUUCGCCUCAUGGACAAUAUGCAGUUUCAGUUUGGACUUGCUCUUAAACCUCAGGUUUCCUCUAUUUUUACAUCAUUUUUGGAUGGAUUGAAAAAAUUUUACAUCACAAAGUUUAAAGGAUUUGAUCCCAACCAGUUAAGUGUAGCUACAUUACUCUUUGAGGGGGAUCGAGAGAAGGUUCUUCAACAUGAAAAGCAAGUGUAUGAUAUAGCUGCCAAAUUUGGUGGCUUGGCAGCUGGAGAAGACAAUGGACAGAGAGGUUAUUUGCUGACUUAUGUCAUUGCAUAUCUUCGGGACCUGGGCUUGGAAUUCUAUGUAUUAGGAGAAUCCUUUGAGACUUCUGCUCCUUGGGAUAGGGUUUUAGAUCUGUGUAGAAAUGUAAAGGAAAGAAUAGCAAGAGAAUGCAAAGAGAAAGGUGUCCAGUUUGCGCCUCUUUCUACAUGCAGGGUGACACAGACAUAUGAUGCAGGUGCAUGUAUCUACUUCUAUUUUGCCUUUAACUACAGAGGAAUUAGUGACCCUCUGACUGUCUUUGAACAAACUGAGGCAGCUGCUAGAGAAGAAAUCCUUGCCAAUGGAGGAAGCCUGUCACAUCAUCAUGGAGUGGGCAAGUUGCGGAAGCAGUGGCUGAAGGAAACUAUCUCCGAUGUCGGCUUUGGGAUCCUGAAGUGUGUCAAGGAAUAUGUGGACCCUAAUAACAUCUUUGGAAACAAGAACCUUUUAUAAGUUCAUUAUUCUCUGAUAUACUUAAAAAAAAUUACACACAAAUGCUUUUUUAGUCUACAACUAUAUGGUUAUCCCAGUAAUCAAAUAUAUCAUGGACUAUAUUUUGGGUAUAAUUUGUUUGUUGGUUUAAAAAAAUCUUUUAUUCUUGAGUUUUUCUCUGUUUAUACAUCUGUGGAUUGGCAGGUGAAAUUCCUAAAUCUCUAGCACUGUAUAGGGCAUCAGUUUACAACCAACUUGGAAGUGCAAGUCAUUCCAAGUUUUAGUUAGGCAGCAAAGAGCUUAUGGUUGUAAUUUCUGUGGAAGAUGCAGCCAGCUGUUUUGUGUUGAAGCUUUCCCUGCCUAGAGAACAAAGACUGGUAUUGGUUUCAUUUAGUGAAGCUGAUUAUUCAGCCUCCUUUUUGGAAGAAAGUUUCUGGGAGGCAGAUAACUAAACUAAAGAAAGAUUCCACUAAGGGAACAUUUCUGUGUGAAAGGUUUUUCUUCCUUUCUUUUUAUAUUUUCUUAAGGGAGUAGACCUGAAUGGAUGGGUCAGGGAGGAGUAAUUAUUCCUGAAAUAAAAUGAAUCAAUAAAGAUAGUCUAGCAUUUCAAAGAUGCACUGAAUUCUGUGAGGUUCUUGGCCCUGCGUUUCCCCUUAUUAUUUUAGAAAUCUAAAGCCUUGAAUGAGUAUACAAAUUAUAUUGUUACAAUACCUUUUUUUCCUUUGUAUAUUUCUGGUUUUACUGAUGUCUGAGUUGUAUUUGUAUCAUUGGGAUAAUCUAUUGUAAUACCCUGGUUCAUUCAUCAUAUGUUUUGUAUAGAAAAAGCUGACUUACCGCUCAUAUUGUAUGUGAAGAACAGGUUUACCAUAAAAUGAAUGCCUUCAUGCACCCUGUAGUCCUGAUGUAUCUGGUUUCACUUUGUUGUUGCUGAGAUGCAGAAGAAGGAAACAAAACAAAACAAAACCCUCUAUAUUUAAUGUCUUUGGCAGAAUGAGUGGUUUGGCUAUUUAAAUGAAUAUUGUCUUAAGAAGCAUUAUUCAGCACUCUAUUUGAAAGUCUCAACAGUUUCAGUGCUGAAGUCUUUUUAUUAAUCUAAACUGGAUGACAAAUUUUCAUCUAAAAGUGGAGUUUUCAAUUUAGUUUUUAAUAAUGGUUUAAUGUCUUUAUGAAUUACUGCUUUAAUUGAAACAGUAACCACAAUUGUAAUGUGUAAAAUCCGUAUACCAUAAUCAAAAGUUUGAAACUUCUUAUUUCUUAAAGUGUAGGUCAAACAUUAAUCACAUUUAGCAAACAUUUUUACAUUUAAACCUGGAUCUUAAAAACAAGUGAAUUGAAAACUUUGAAUCACUGUCUUGUCAAGGUUCAUGAUUCACAUUUUGAGAUGGAUUCUUUUCUUAAUGCAAUGCCUGACUUUUGAUAAUUUUUUUUUAAUUAGUACUUGAUCACAUAUAGCAACUCAAUGUGCAGACUAUCCUUUAAAAGGACAUACUGUCUGUCUAUGUAGCAGUGGCUCCAAAGUGUUUUUGGGCAGUUUGAUACCUUUUAUAUCCUAAGUAGCCUUAACCAGAAAAAGUGAAAAUUUACAAUUUGAGAAUAUGCUAUUUUUACAAUUUCAAAGUGAUUAAUAAUUUUUAACUGUUAAAAUUGGCCUAAGAUAAAUUAAUAUAAAUCUCUAAGCAAACCAAAAUCAAAUAUUUGUGUUAUAGCAACAAAGAUAAUAAUUGCUUUAUAAAAAACUGCCUGUCUUCAUCAGCAAUUUCUUUUUAAAAGAUGGUAAACUUUCCAUCAGAACUCUGCUCAAAACUCUUGGUUUUCAAACCGAUUGGAUACUUGAUGAAGAAAAUCACUCUAAAAACCCCUACAGAAGUUUAUUAAAUGCAUUUAUUCAUGAAGAUGAGUUAACAGCAUUCUCUAAUGUGGGAAUCAAACCAUGAAAUUAAUAUGGUAUUAAUAUCCUAUAGGAAAUGUAUGUAUGAUUGUGUUUCCCAGUAUAUUUUGUUUUUAUAAAACCUCAAAAUUCACAAGCAAAUCUAGUCUCUUGCAUUUGAUUGGUAUAACAUUCUUUCCCAGGGGGUUUAUAUUUCAACAACCUCAGAAAUCUGCACUUGACAUUAUGGAACUCUAAUUUUUAACACCUUGAGGUUAAGUGCUCCUUAUUCUAUGUGAACCUUAUGGAACACAUGAUUUGUCUCCAUUGUUCCUUCUCAUUUGUAUAAGCAAGGCUUCCCCUAUGUUGCAUUCUUUGAUUCAGUGAUUUUCUUGUAGUUGGGAAGGAACCUGCCUGCAGGAUCAUCUGAAGUACACCAAUCUUCAUCAUUGCUGUUUCAAACAGACUUAAUCCAUAAGAAAGCCUUCCCCCUACACCUUUUGGUACGUGCCUCAAUAUAUAUAUAUACUUGGUGUACCUGUGGAGGACUGAAUUUACUAAUUAAUGCACAGAAAGCACUUAUACUUUAACUAUUAACCCUGAAAUAGCUGGAUGUGAUGGCAGCAUGAGAACUAAGACCAGAAAGAUGUAGUUUUGUGAGAUCAUUUAAUCCCAUUCUUUACUAGGUUUAUACAAAGUACCUAAAGCACUUUGCCUACAUGGUUUUCAGGGCUGUAAUGAUGCUGGCCUUUAUUUUCCUUUACUUUCUCAAUCUUUUCAAGAUGUUGACAUAUGUUUUACUAGAUCAUGUUAGAGUUAGGGUUUGCUGGGGGCAGGAAUAUAACUUGCUGCUAAUAUGAAAUAUUUGUAUCAAAUGCAAAGAGCUUGAUGUGAACAGGUUUAAUUGAUAAAGAAAUUAUUGCCUUAAUGCUUUUUUGUCAGAGUUGUAAAUACACUAAAAUUUCUACCUGCAAAAGGUUUGGGUGUAAUUUACAAUGUGUUCCUAAGUUGAAUCUUUGGUGACACAUGAGAGAAACUUUGGGUUAUAUUUGGUAAUCAGGACAUGGCAUCUGUUAUUGGAGAUUUAUUGUGCCUAGUGCUGUAUUUGACAAAGAGGAUAAAAGACUUGAACUAAUAUCUGAUUAAAUUCUUGAGAAUAAAAUUUCUUUUUUUAAAAUUCAAUAGAUCAUACUCCUCAGUAGAGUUCUAUUUGAAGCAAAUGUAACCUUCCAUUGAGUAAAUUGUAAUGAGCAGAAAAAAGUGUUUUGGCCAUGUCCUUAAGUGAAUGCCCUCCCAUCAAUUGCAAGUCUCUAUAGGGAGUGUCCUAUCAUAAUGUUGGUCAUUUCCUACUUUUUUCUCCACCUCUGUUUCUUGCCAAGUUUUUCUUUAUUUUGUUUGUUUGUAGUUAUCACUGCUUAACUGUUGCUUGAUUACAGAAGCUCUGUGGUUUCAAACUACAGUGUGUUGCUUGAGCUAUUCAAAUAGUGGGUCCUUUCAUGUCUCAAGCCACUGUCCUCUAUUAAAUUAGAACAGAAUGCUUGUUUUUUUACAAUGUCUUGGGCAACAGAAAUUAAGUGAUACAUAAAAAAUAUCUACAUUUUAAAAUACUGAUUUUUUUUUUCCUCCCAGUCAUUUUGGAAGUUUUUGAGAUGUGGUUUCAUUUAAGGAGAUUUCUCCACUUUUGCGUUUCCCUCUCAGUUUUCAGCAGCAUUCCUUUUAUUGGAGAUCUAGUUCUUGGGAAAAGCAGAGAGGAGGUAGCAAGUUCAGGGUUAGAAUUUGGGACUCCAAAGGGAUAUGUCAUCCUUGGCUUUAGAGAUACUUGGGUCUUGGCUUUGCUACAUAUACAGAUGUCUUUUGUUCUCCCACCAUUGCAAACAGAUGUCAAGUUAAUUGGUUUUUCCAUAUUGUGUUAAAUUAUGUCAUCCUAAAACAACUAUACAUAAUAUAUAUGUGCAUAUAUGUACAUAUAUAUAAAACCAGAAAAUAUAAAAGGUUCUCUCAAACUGUUGAAAUUUAGUGUUUGAUAUCAAGGAUGUAAGUUACAUACUAAACUUUCUGCUACCUAAGCCAAACACAGUGUUUGUCUUUAGUGCAAGAUUAACUGUAAAAGCAAUUGUAAUGUCAAAAGAUUAUAGAAACUUAUAUUAUUAAUAAAAAAGGACAUGGGCCUAAAAA
Molecule: messenger RNA, 6191 nt
Organism: Monodelphis domestica (gray short-tailed opossum)
Lineage: Eukaryota; Metazoa; Chordata; Mammalia; Didelphimorphia; Didelphidae
Gene: AGPS
Product: alkylglycerone phosphate synthase
Biological process (GO): lipid biosynthetic process
Cellular component (GO): peroxisome
Molecular function (GO): FAD binding; alkylglycerone-phosphate synthase activity
Source: RefSeq, a predicted model, not a curated record